GAAGCUGGAUUACUGCAGCAAAUUCAAUUAAUCAAUUUUAUGUGCCAUAAAAAUUUAAAAAUUACCUUUGGUAAAAAUGUUAACUUUAUCAUUGGAAAUAAUGGAAGUGGUAAAAGCGCAAUCAUGGUGGGCAUAAUUGUUGGUUUGGGUGGACGCUCUCGAUUAACUAAUCGAGCAACCUCAAUGAAAGGGCUAAUUAAGAAAGGCAGCAGUUACGCUCGCAUUAUUAUAACCUUAGCAAAUGAUGGUUCCGACAGUUACUAUCCGGAAAAAUUUGGUAGUAAAAUCAUCAUUCAAAGAGAUUUAUGGCAAGAUGGCCAUGCAAACUACAAGAUAAAGUCUUCGAAAGGAUUCAUUGUUGCUGAAGAGAAGAAGGAGCUAAUGGCAAUCUUGGACCAUUUCGAUAUUCAAGUCGAUAAUCCAGUUUGUUUUUUAACUCAGGAUGCUAGCAAAGAGUUCUUAAGCAGCCAUCAUCCCUCCAAGAUGUAUCAGUUUUACCUCAAAGGUACUCAACUAUCUCAGCUCAUUAAUAAUUGCAAUUAUGCAAAAUUAUCACAACGAAUCUUGCAAGAUAUCUUGAAUAAGGAAGAGGAGUCUCUGAAGGAACUCCAAGAUGAUUUGGAACAAAAAAUGGAAAGGCAGAAAUUGUUUGAUCAAAUUGAUGAAAUCAAUCAGCAAUUAACCCAACUUAAAAGUGAAUUAGCUUGGGCUUACGUCUACCAAGAAGAAAAUGUAAGCUAUUCGUAA
Molecule: messenger RNA, 747 nt
Organism: Trichoplax adhaerens
Lineage: Eukaryota; Metazoa; Placozoa; Uniplacotomia; Trichoplacea; Trichoplacidae
Exons: 6
Biological process (GO): double-strand break repair via homologous recombination
Cellular component (GO): Smc5-Smc6 complex; nucleus; site of double-strand break
Molecular function (GO): damaged DNA binding; single-stranded DNA binding; ATP hydrolysis activity
Source: RefSeq, a predicted model, not a curated record